UCAAGCGUGCAAAUAUCAAUAAAAGCCGUAACAUUUUGUUACAAACAAGUUUGGUUCAACUUAGGAAUAGUUUGUAUUUCAUGUUAUAUAAAAAAAAUAAUUCAUACCAAUGGAUUUGAACUAAAAAUACGCGAAAAGGUUGUUACUGAUCCGGAAUACCCCAAACUACUGUACUGGUAUACGUGCGUACAGUCAGCAUUUAUUUACUACGACGUUUGUUUGAAUAAAAUAAACGGCAUGUUUCGUAUCUUUGGACUUAUCCCGUGUACACGUUCACAAAAAAAUAUGUAUACGAGGGAACCUUUUAUAUUUAUGUGACUGGCUUAUUAUAUAAAUCCAAUAAUUAUAUGCUUAUUAUCGGAAUUCUGAGAAAACCCCUUUCUUUCUAAGCAUUGCCUAUGAAUCAUUAUGUAUUUUCUGAAAACGAAGCAAAUGUGAGUCGUAAAUUGUGACUAGUUGGUCACAUUUCUUGUGUUUUAAGUUGAUAUUAGUUUUGUUUUAAUCUAAACAUUGCUGUAGCAAUGAAAAGUGAAAAAGGCGAAUCAUCGGUAGAUUUAUUACCACAAGUGAAAUGCACAAAUAAUAAUAAAGAAGCAGAUAAUUGCGACCAGGAAGAUGCCAGUGAGCCGCUAAAAGGUGACGAUCCUGAGAUACAAAGGUCUGUAUCACAAGAUAGCGGACACCGUAGCAAUGGAAAGAAAGACAACGACUGCAUCUACAAAAAUGCUAUCGUUCUUUUUGGGCUUUUGAAUGGGUUAAUGUUGGUCUUCAACGCCUUCGCGGUGUUUAAACUAGCCAGCAAGAACACCCCGCCCCAACCAACAUCCAGACUCUGUGUCCGAUGUCAGGAUAUCAAAGGGCACCCAGACGAUGAUAAAACACGAGAACACAUUGUACCAGAGAACGAUACGUGUUGCCUUGACGACCCCAAACAUCUCAAUUAUUUAGUGAAAUACUACACAGAGCGGUGGAUGAAAACGCGCUUGUCGAACAGCAACAAAACGUUUCAAUACUGCAAGAACCCAGAACGUAAUGAGUUCUCCCCGAGACCUUCAAUAAAAGUCAUGGGUUACAACGAACCACAGAUACAUCCGGAGAAUCAACAAAUGUACUGGGAUCAGCACCAUAAAAUUGCCCUUGUUCCCCACCCAACCGAGAUACAAUACCUUGAAGAUGUCGGGCAAAUUGUGAUCAAGAAGGUUGGCGUAUACCACGUGUACAGCCAGGUUCAUUUUGAACAUAAACAAAACAACAACAGAAGUCAGCCUGUGGUCUUCUCGCACAUGAUUUUGAUGAAGAAAGCGGGGACUAUCACAGUGGACGGAACCAUCGUGAUGCAGAGCCGAGAGACAGAGGGUGAGAGCGAGGACCAGCAGGUGGUGGGGUCAAGUUACCUGGGUAGCUCCCUGCAGCUUGAGGAUGGAGACAAGCUCUACGUUAAGGUCAUUACAAAGGAUGACGUCCUGGCCCAGCCACAGAUGAACUUCUUUGGGGCUCACAUGCUGUAGUGACGGUUACCUAUAAUUAUUUCGUAUGUGACGAAGAGAGCAUUGUGAUACGAAGGCACGGGGAGACAGAGUGUGGAAGCGAGGAACAUCGGGCUGUGCAAUAUAUAAGCGAUUAUGUUAUAGUUAGAUGACAUUAAAUGAAUUAUUUAUGGUUAAGAAUGGGCGGAGUGAGUGUAGCGAACGAGUCCUUAUUAAUUAUUAAAAAAUCACUUUAUGUUAUCUAAAUGACUUAGAAUACAACCUCAUUGGCUGACACAUUGUUGACGCAAACGCAGGGUGUGUGUCGGAUUAUUGGAAGUAGGCGGACCUUUAAACACCCGCGAAAGUUGAAAUUCUUAAUGAUCAAGUCUACUACUUAAUGGUUGCCUAUCUGCAAUCGCAUUGGCUGAAAAUGUAGGUUGUAUUCUAAAUCAGCUUUGUAUUUACCCCUUUUGAAAGAGUUGACUUAUAUGUAAAUGUUUUGUGACAAUUUUAAAAUAACUGCAUAUUGCGAUAAAACAGGCACACAUGGUGUCGUUUUUUUUGUAGCGUUAUAUGAGCUUAGUAGCAUCUUUUGACUUUAUCAUAUGUUUAUUUAGGAACUAUUGGUUCUUUGGUCACUGAAAUAUAUUAAUAGUUAUUUCUUAAAGGCGCACCAUAUAAGUGGAUGAAUUAUUUUUAUUACUAUUAUAAUGCAUUAUUAUGUUAAAGAUGCACUAUUAUUCCCACAUAAGAUUUACCACAAUUAAUACUUUUGUUUUUAUAUUGCAAAAAGGAUGAUUAAAUGUCGAAAACAAUAGUUCUAAUAAAGGAUACCAAGUUUAAUUUGACGGAAAUGUCCAUUUAACACGAUAUUUCUACCUUAUGAGACUAUAGUAGAUCACUGUAAAUCUUUUAGCAUUCACCAAUCAUUUACUAUUUUUGCGUUUUCAGCUAUUAGAUACACGGUUACAAUCUUGUUAUCACUAAUUAAUAUUUCCCAUAAAUGCAUUAUUUAGUAAAUAGUUAAAGGUUAAUAUCACUCUAAAUUUAUGUUUGUUAUGCAUGUGUAUGUAUUAAUUUUGAAUAAGAGUGUCACUUUAAACUCAUUUGAUAUGAAUGAUCAAAACAGAACAAACAAAAACAUAAUUUGUGUACAGAUUAAACAUGUAAGCCUU
Molecule: messenger RNA, 2644 nt
Organism: Mya arenaria
Lineage: Eukaryota; Metazoa; Mollusca; Bivalvia; Myida; Myidae
Exons: 7
Coding region: 522-1508 (328 amino acids)
Biological process (GO): immune response
Cellular component (GO): membrane
Molecular function (GO): tumor necrosis factor receptor binding
Source: RefSeq, a predicted model, not a curated record